AUGCCUCUCGAACUCCGCCCUAUGGCGGCCGCAGACACACUGUCCUGGACAAGAGUUCGCACACUUGCUUACUACGGCCCUACACAUGAUGUCGUGCACAAUGGACCUAUCAGUGAUUCAUCGAUACGCGGUGUAGCCGAAGACCGUAAACGUGAGAUUGGCCAGCCAAACACGUGGCAUUGGAAGGUAGUCGAUACGGGUCUGGAGCCUAGCUCUGAUGACCCUCCUGGCAAUGGCGGGAGAACGAUUGCCAUCUCAGCGUGGAGUAUGCACAACGUUGGCACUGAGAAGAAGGACUUGACAGCCGGCUUUCUACCACCGGAAUUGCGACUCGAUGCGCUGAGUUCACUGUUGAGUCCAUUGCGAGAAGCUCAAGAAUCCAUCAUGGGCACCACUACGCCCUUCUUCAUGCUGCACCAGCUCGCUACGCAUCCGGAUCAUCAGGGCCGAGGGGCAGCAAAGGUUAUGCUGGAUUGGGGGCUUGGAAAGGCGGAUGAAAGGGGGUUGGUUCUAUAUCUCAAUGCUACAGAGACGGGGCAGGUGGUGUAUGAGAAGAGGGGAUUUAGGCUGGUCAGGGCCCUAGAGUGGGAUCGGAAGCCGUGGGGUGGGGAAGGCAAGGAUUGGCACGGGUUGCUGCCACUUGCCAACUCGGCCGGAGGACACAGACUCGGAGUCAAUGGCUUGGCCGUCGACCCCCAGAAUUCCAUCCUCUACUCGGGUGGCCGUGAUGGCGUGAUAUGCGCCUGGGACCUGCAUCUUGACCUGAACCAUACGAAUCCAGACGAGCGCGACCCUUUUGCUGACACCAAUGCCACCGAUUUCAAACCUCCACCCACCCACUUCCGCCAGCAAGUCCAGGCACAUACGCACUGGAUCAACGACCUUGUCCUCGCCGAAAACAACAACGCCCUCGUAUCCGCCUCGUCCGACAUUACCGUAAAAGUAUGGCGCCCCGCAGCAGAGGACAAGCUGCCGCCGCAAACGAUAGGCCUGCACACCGACUACGUCAAGCGCGUCGCGGCGCCUGGAGGCAGCGAGAACUGGGUAGCCUCGGGUGGAUUGGACCGCAAGAUCAGCCUAUGGGACCUCAGCGGCGCGGGCAAGAAGCUCGAGAUUGCAGUGGGCGAGGAUGAGAAUACGGCAAAGGGCUCGGUAUAUGCCCUGGCGGCAACACCCAACAUCAUCGCGAGCGGCGGGCCAGAGAGCAUCGUUCGCGUAUGGGACCCAAGGUCAGGCAAGCGCAUCACCAAAUUCGUCGGCCAUACGGACAAUGUGCGCGACAUCCUCCUCGCUCACGACGGCGACAUGAUCCUGACGGGCUCCUCGGACCAAACGGUCAAGGUGUGGUCAAUGACGGCAGGUCGCUGCAUGUACACGCUCACCAUGCACAACGACAGUGUGUGGUCGCUGCACUCCGACUCGCCCGAACUCGAUGUUUUCUACUCCUCUGACCGCUCUGGUAUCGUAGCCAAAAGCGAUGUGCGCAACUGCGCCGAGAUGGAUGAGGGCCUUUCAGUGGCAGUAUGUCAGGAACACGAGGGCGUAAACAAGAUUGUUGCGGCUGGUGACUACAUCUGGACGGCAACCUCGAGCUCGAGUAUCAACCGGUGGAACGAUGUAGAAACUGCGGCCGAAGUUGAGCUUCCGGAAUCCUACAAAUGGCACAGGAACAGCGUGUCGACUAUGCGAUCGCGAUAUCCCUCACCUCCUGCAGGCAGUCCGCGCACUAACGGAGAGACGGUGAAGAUACCGCUCAAGUCUCUACUGCGCAUGUCUAACACCGCACCAUUCCCACAAGCGGUCGCACCAAAGGACGCCGAUGUCUCUACUCUGGCAAGCUCACGGAAGCAGUCAGAAGUGUUGGUAGCUCCCGACCACGGCGCUGUUGGUACGAUACGGGCGCUGCCAGACUUUACCAUCGAAGGCCAGAACGGACUCAUCAAGCACCAUCUCCUCAAUGAUCGACGGAGAGUGCUUACUUUAGAUACUGCGGGAGAGGUGGUGCUGUGGGAUUUGCUACAGUGUGCGCCCAUAAAAUCAUAUGGCAAAAAACACAUGGAGGACGUUAUACCAGAAGUGAACACCCAAGACAGCGUUGCUCACUGGUGCGCCGUCGAUACAAGGAUAGGAACUUUGACAUGCAUGCUCGAGGAGAAUUACUGCUUCGAUGCCGAGACUUAUGCAGAUGAGCUAGAGUUUGAGGAGCCCAUUGAUUUCCGGGAAGAUCAUAGAAUAAAUCUCGGCAAAUGGAUACUGCGAUACUUGUUCUCCAAUCUCAUCGAUGAAGAAAUCAAACGCGACGAGGUUGUACGAACAGAGCUACUCAAACAAAAAGAGGAGCAGCCGCAAAGCCGUCCCACCAACAUUGAAUUGCCGAAUAUGAAUGUCAAUGGAUGGAAGGAUGCAAUUUCAGGGCCGACAUCCGCCUCUACUCUCAAGGCUGAGAACAAUACUCGUCUACCGCACACACCAGGCCUGGCCAUUGGUCUAGCCACGCCGAUGGCAGGCCCUAUGAGUGCAGGGCGCAACUCGACUAACAAUCCUCUAACGCCGACUCAGGAAGAAGGGUCGCAGUUGGAGAAGACCCAAACACAACGAAGCUCAAAUCAAGAUGGUGGUGACUACUUUGGAUCCGCGUCCGGUAUCAACGGCAGCAGCAAUGGAAAUGGGAAACCCGCUGAAAUACCAAAAGAAGGCUCAACUGAUUCAAAAGAAGAGCCCGUCACAUCACCCACCGAGACCGAUACGCCGACGAAAAAAGGCAAGGGCAUGUUUGGCAAGAAGUUUUUUAAUAUGAAGAAGUUCAGUACCGGGACCGCCGUUCCUGAGCCAGCUAAGCCAGCUGUGGACGAGAAGGCUGAGGACAGCGAUUCACGCUCUAACAAGACGGACGAAAAAACUAUCGAAGAUAACUUCUACGGUACGAUUCAGCGGAUUCGACAAGGCUACGAAGAACGGAUAGCUGCUGGAGCGACCAAACUAGACACUGAGAUCGCGCCAAGCCUGCCCAACGAAACACCUGUAUUGAAACCGCCAGCGAUGACCACGAUUCUCAUCCAGGAGGACCGUCCCGAUUCCGGCGGUGUUGCAGAUCUCUUCGAAGGCAAAGUCGGAACCUUGGGCUUACAAGCCGAUCUCAUCGAAAAAGCCGCGCCCAUGUGGCUAGCCGAAGUCUUGCUACGCAACCAACUCCCACCAAAAGACAUAGUCAAAGUCUCCUUCGUCCUCGAGCCUUUUGGCAAUGCACUCCCAUCCAUUUCAUCCGACGGGUACAUUCCUUUUUCCCUCCCCUUGGAGACAGCAGCACAAGCUAAUUCGACACUCAGCAACAACCGCCUCAAUGCGAACCGCAUGCUGCGUGCGCGCAAGAUACUGGGCUACGUCGCAGAGCGCAUCGAGCCUGCGCCCAGCAAGGAGGAUCUCGAACAACAGGCUGCUGAAGGCGGUGUACUGAGACCAGAAGAUUAUCUGGAGUUAUACUGUAAUGGACAGCUCAUCACACCCACCAUGACGCUAGCCAGUAUCCGUGCACACGUCUGGCGCGGUGGUGGCGACGUCCUUCUUUACUACAAAGCAAACGGUCGCAAGGAAAUCAAACACGCUCCUUACCCCGGUCCGCAGUCUGGUGCCCCGCCAGGUCCGAUUCAUGGAUUGAGAGUUGGGGCUGGACUAAAUUCUACGCCGGGCAGUAGCAAUGUCAGUGAGAGGAAGCAGAGUAGUGAGGCAGAUCAGAGGAGUAAUAAGGAUACCGCGGGUUUUGGGCCAUAAGGGUGGUUACGGGUGGCUGGUAUGGAGUUGGAUAUGGCGAGUGGAAGAUGGGUUGGAUUGGUUAUCGUUUCUUGGAUAAGAGAAUACGGGUACAGGGACAUAACAGGGAUUGUGUAGUUGUGCAUAGCUCAACUUCGCUCAGUCUAGCCUCUAUACAUCAUUGGUCUUUGUCCCCGUUGAUCUUCUCU
Molecule: messenger RNA, 3956 nt
Organism: Pyrenophora tritici-repentis Pt-1C-BFP
Lineage: Eukaryota; Fungi; Ascomycota; Dothideomycetes; Pleosporales; Pleosporaceae
Source: RefSeq, a predicted model, not a curated record